UGGAUACGCGUAGAAUGAUUUUUUGUUUAAGGGAAGCUUGAGAUUUAUAAGAAAGGAGAUAAGCAAUCGGAAAUACAACGUAUGACAACAGGGGCUUUAAAACUAAUAUCAGUCAAGCAUUGACUACGAAUAAAGAAACGAUACUAUACCAAUAGCUUUCGGAAACUCCAGUGUAUUAGACCUACAUUUUGCUUGCUAGAUAACUGGAAGACACUAUUUUUUCAUUAGCUAGCAGCUGUUCCUUCGAAAACUUAUCCCUAAUGUUUACAUAUUUGAGUACAAGUCAUAUUGAUGGUAAAAAUUCGAAGAAAUUGGAAUCAGAAAAUAAAAAUGAAGACUUGAAUUUGAACAAUAAAUCAAAUGAUGAAUUCGAUGAUUGUCUCAAAGUCCCAGAUGACCAGAACCAUGUCCAGUCCGAAGAUAAUGAAAAUCGUCUUAUCGGUGAUCACGAAACUCAGGAGUCGGAGGGUGGAGAGGCUGAUCUACACAAGUAUUACAUAGGCUGUAAGAAGAAUCCUGGUCACAGCCAGUUUAUACCUGUUGAUACUCUGAACAUGAAACAUCUUCCUGAAGGUUAUCAAGACCUUGAACUCUUUGAGUUCAUCAAGGCUGAAGCGGACCUGACAGUUAGAGUAAAUGUCCUAAAGACUAGCCCAGGCAGACCAAAAAUUUGGCCGAAAACUACGCGACCCUAUGCGUUUUAUGGCAUAAGAGGCAAAAGCAACUUGAGGACAGGAACCGGAAGAGUGUGUGACGUAUACAAGUUCCAAGAUGGAGUCAGGCAAGAUGGGCGUGUUGGAUUUACUGACUAUAUGAAAUGCUGGUGCACACAAUGUCAAGGUUCUGACUCACCCAGCAAUGUGUGGUGGGAGUUUGAUGUGUUCACAGCCACACAUGUGGUCUUCGAUGAUGACGAGGCCACCCACACGACCUUGAGACUUUUUUACAAUAGAGAUGAUAGUCCAGAGGUCAUUAUUGACAAGGUCAGCUUGGAAAGCGCAAACAUUGAGUAUGACAGGUGUUUGUUGAAAUGCGUGACAUGCGACCAAGAGUUGGGAAGUAACCUUAGAAAAUUAUGGGGACAUUAUGAAAAUGUCUGGGGAAAAGUCUUGAAAAAAUACACGAGCUCUAGAAAUAAGCACAAGUUACUAUUUAUAGUCUCCCAUCCACAUGGCUGUUCGAAGCAGGUCAGUGUCGGGCAUUGGAAGGAAAAACUAGAGGUGGGUGCAAAGACGAAAUUGACCUAUACAACUUCUACGUGUCCAGGAAGUAGUGGAGCACAUGUCCAAUGCGUGGGGUAUUUUGACGGGUGGUCAGAUCUUGUCCACAGUGGAAGUUUUAAUUCUGAAUUGAAUUACAGUGCUCCUGGCCGUGUGUAUGUCUUUGGUAGUUGAGUUGUUUCCCUUGCGAGUGUUUUUUUUUCUGUCUUUGACCUGUGAUUUAUUUCCCUUGUGAGUGGUCUUGUUCUGUAAUCUAUUUCCCUUGUGAGUGGUCUUAUUCUUCGUCUUUGCAUUUAGUUAUUUCCCUUGUGAACAGUCUUGUUCUACGUCUUCGACUUUUUUGAGUUAUCUCCCCUGUGAGUUGUCUUAUUCUUCGUCUUUGACCAUUGAGUUGUCUUGGAAUACUGAGUUGCUUCCCUUGUGAGAGGCCUUGUUCAUGUAUUCAAGCUUUAAGUUGUUUGUCUCGUGAGCUGUUUGGUCCUGUGGUACUCGCUUCGGUCUGUCUUCGCGAUGGUCCCGUGUUCCAACCCUUCCCGGCUGCCACCCUCCGACGUUCUGCAUGAGAUAUGGGCUGGGACGUAAUAGUCGUCAGCUCUGAAGAAACGUCCGAAACGUCAAAAGCAAUGACAACACAUCACAUAAACAUGUGAGCGCCUAUAAUCUUAACGAUGCUUAUAUAUAUAUAUAUAUAUAUAUAAUAUAUAUAUAUAUAUAUAUAGUUCUUCCAUCGUGCAUCGAUGAUGACCACUUUGUCAUCCAGGGGGCUGAAGGCUUUGCACUGGGGUUUUAUGCCUCCUCAUGUGGCUGGUGAGACCUAUGUGAGCCCGGAAUGUUCGGCCGCACACUGGGCAGGUUAUUCCAGCUGGAGCUAGUGUCGUUUGCCUUGCUUUUCUUCUCUGGCGUUUUUCUUCUGCCAGCGCGGUUCUCUUUUCCUCAGCAACCUGUGCGCCAAAUUUCACAGCUCGACGCCAUGAUGUUCUGUCAUGUGCAUCUGUCUCUCAGGUGGCUGGGUCUAUGCUGAACGCCUUCAGAGAAGCUUUGAAGCGCUUUCUUUGACCACGCUUUCCUUCGCUUAGUUGGCCAUACAAGAGUCAUUUAGGGAUGCGGUGGUCUUCCAUUCUGCAGACGUGUCCUGCCCAUCGCAGCUGGGACUGCAUCAGGAUUGUGUGGAUGCUUUGCAGACCCGCUCUUCGAAGGACUUUAGUAUCUGCUUAUAGUAAUUCACUCUGUAUCUUUUCCACUAACUUGGAUCAAGUUGAAAUCUUACACAACUAUUCAUUGUAACUAACAAAACACGAAUGAAUCAAUAAAUAAAUCGAUUAAACAAUUAAUAAAUUAGUUGUGCUAAUUUUUAUGAUACUGAAAAGGGGAAAUAAAUCAUAUAGUAUUAAGAGAUGUGGCUGUUAAUGUUGAAUUCUUCCCCUUAGAAUUGUUUUUAAAAAAAUAAAAAAAUAGACAUUUGCUUAUUUGUUUACGCGUUACAGUCUUUUCUUCCAAAACAAAAUGUAAUCUUUUGUUUUCUGUAUAGUUAACAUAUUUAAUUCACACCGGAAGUGCACUUUUAAAAUGUGCCUGUGUCUUUCGAUUUAUAAUAUUAACAUUUUUCUUGUAGACUUAGAAAAUGUUGACUUAUUAAAGCUCUGACAAUCAACUUUUAUAAAUCAAUAAACAUGUAUGUCUUCA
Messenger RNA from Biomphalaria glabrata, 2903 nucleotides. RefSeq lists its product as uncharacterized. The record is from RefSeq and is a predicted model, not a curated record. The transcript has 5 exons. Bases 261 to 1394 code for a protein of 377 amino acids. Lineage: Eukaryota; Metazoa; Mollusca; Gastropoda; Planorbidae.